Messenger RNA from Coregonus sp. 'balchen', 1950 nucleotides. Lineage: Eukaryota; Metazoa; Chordata; Actinopteri; Salmoniformes; Salmonidae. The record is from the annotation of a GenBank genome assembly.
GCUGAUCUGAGUGCCAACCUGCAGGACGACAGCAGUUUCUUCUACGGCGUGUCCAGUCAGUACGAGAGCUCUGAGAACAUGAUCAUCACCUCCUCCACCAAAGUCUGCUCCUUCGGAAAGCAGGUGGUCGAGAAAGUAGAGGUGAGCGAAAAACAACGGAUUGCUCCAGGUCUAUGAAUAUGAAUAGAGAUAUAGUAAAUAUACAUACAGUAUACACUGAGUGUGCAAAACAUUAGGAACAUCUUCCUAAUAUUGAGUUGCACCCCCUUUUGCCCUCAGAACAGACUCAAUUUGUCGGGCAUGGACUCUACAAGGUGUCGAAAGCGUUCCACAGGGAUGCUGGCCCAUGCUGACUCCAAUGCUUCCCACAGUUGUGUCAAGUGCGCCUGGCACCUACUACCAUACCCCGUUCAAAGGCACUUAAAUCUUUUGUCUUGCCCAUUCACCACCCAAAGGAGGCGACUCCAGGAUGCUGACCUUCUAGGCAGAGUUGCAAAGAAAAAGCCAUAUCUCAGACUGGCCAUUAAAAAUAAAAGAUUAAGAUGGGCAGUCUGAGAUAUGGCUUUUUCUUUGUAACUCUGCCUAGAAGGUCAGCAUCCCUGACUCGCCUCUUCACUGUUGACAUUGAGACUGGUGUUUUGUAGGUACUAUUUAAUGAAGCUGCCAGUUGAGGACCUGUGAGGCGUCUGUUUCUCAAACUAGACACUAAUGUAUUUGUCCUCUUGCUCAGUUGUGCACCGGGGCCUCCCACUCCUCUUUCUAUUCUGGUUAGAGCCAGUUUGUGCUGUUCUGUGACGGGAGUAGUACACAGCGUUGUACGAGAUCUUCAGUUUCUUGGCAAUUUCUCGCAUGGAAUAGCCUUCAUUUCUCAGAACAAGAAUAGACUGACGAGUUUCAGAAGAAAAUUAUUUGUUUCUAGCCAUUUUGAGCCUGUAAUCGAACCCACAAUUGCUGAUGCUCCAGAUACUCAACUAGUCUCAAGAAGGCCAGUUUUAUUGCUUCUUUAAGCAGCACAACAGUUUUCAGCUGUGCUAACAUAAAUGAUCAAUUAGCCUUUUAAAAUGAUAAACUUGGAUUAGCAAACACAACGUGCCAUUGGAACACAGGACUGAUGGUUGCUGAUAAUGGGCCUCUGUAUGCCUAUGUAGAUAUUCCAUUAAAAAUCAGCCGUUUCCAGCUACAAUAGCCAUUUACAACAUUAACAAUGUCUACACUGUAUUUCUGAUCAAUUUGAUGUUAUUUUAAUGGACAAAUAAAUUGCUUUUCUUUCGAAAACAAGGACAUUUCUAAGUGACCCCAAACUUUUGAACGGUAGUUUAGGUUUACAGUAGAUAAAUAAACAGAAAUGGAUAUGGAUUAUGUCGAGAUGAUGGUCAACCAAGCUUUGUGUACAGUCCAGGAUUGGCAUAAAAAUCUAUGUUUUAGACCUGCUAUCUCAACAUUUGAGAUCAUGACUGUUCAUGACCGUGAUGAUUACCACUCUGAGAAUAAAUGAAUAACCCAACCAGUGGUUGGGAUGGAUUCAACUCACUACUCAACCAUCUGUGGUCUAGAACAGACGGCCACAAGACACCACUUACACUCCUCCUCACCCUGACUCAUUGGUCACGUCCCAAAUGGCACCCUAUUCCCUAUGUAGUGCACUACUUUUGAUCAGAGCCUUAUGGGCCAUGAACUAUAAUAUAAUGACAUUCAACAGGGACAUCAAUUUGAUUAUGGUAGCCAUUACCUACAGUAUAUGUUUAGUGCUAUAGCUAUCUUGCCAUAUAUCAGGUAAAUUAUAAAUGUAUUACCUUGACUUUCAUCUAUGAAAUAAUAUAAUGUAUUUUCAGUGUGACCAUCUCUUGAUAUAUUACACAUAUAUCAUAUUUUGGAUAUAUUGUGUCUCCCCAGACAGAAUAUGCGCGGUUUGAGAAUGGGCGGUAUGUGUUCAGAAUCCACCGUUCCCCA